Messenger RNA from Dovyalis caffra, 933 nucleotides. NCBI's taxonomy places the organism in Eukaryota, Viridiplantae, Streptophyta, Magnoliopsida, Malpighiales, Salicaceae. The record is from the annotation of a GenBank genome assembly.
AUGGAAUGCAACAAAGAUGAAGCAGUCAGGGCUAAGGAAAUUGCUGAGAAGAAGUUUAUGGGGAGGGAUUAUGCUGGGGCAAAGAAAUUUGCUUUAAAGGCUCAAAGCUUGUAUCCUGAGCUUGAGGGUUUAUCUCAAAUGCUGUCAGCAUUUGAUGUGUACAUUUCUGCUGAGAACAGAAUAAGUAGUGGAGAAGUUGAUUGGUACUGCGUGCUUGGUGUGAACCGCUGGGCUGACAAUGAAACAGUCAGGAAACGAUACCGCAAACUAGCUCUCAUGCUUCAUCCUGAUAAAAACAAGUCUCUUGGUGCAGAUGGUGCAUUUAAGCUAGUUUCGGAGGCCUGGGGUUUGUUAUCUGACAAGAAAAGAAGACUAGAAUACAAUCAGAAACUGAAUCCAGCAGGACCGCAACAGAGAGUGUCUACCCACACCAAGGUUCCCUCUGCCCAACAUAGUGCAAAUGGCUUUCAUGAUCAUAACAAUACUGCAACUUCACAUACAAGGACUCGGAACAAGAAUAUGCAGUCGAGGCCCACAUCGGUCCCUUCUCCAUCAUCUCAAAAAUCUAAUAUGUUUUGGACUAUCUGCAAUCUAUGCAUGAAGUGUUAUGCGUAUCAUAGGAUUUUUCUGAAUUGCAAACUGCUAUGCCCCAACUGUCAUCAGCCUUUUAUGGCUGUUGAGAAGGAUCUACCUUCAAACAUUAUGAAGUCAUCCCAGAAUUCUAGACAUCAUGCUGGAGGCAAAGUUGCGUCAACAUCAACUGCGGGUCAUGCUGAGAGUGUGGUUCAGAAGGCAUACGACCAAGUGAAAAGAGAGCAGGAGGACGCACAGGCAGCCACUGAAUGGGAGGAGCAUUAUGCUUCUAAAAGGAUGGAUGGUUCUGCUCUUAGAGUAGAGCAAUUCUUUAAAAAGAGGAGAUUGCGACGGAACUAG